Messenger RNA from Physella acuta, 783 nucleotides. RefSeq lists its product as uncharacterized. The record is from RefSeq and is a predicted model, not a curated record. Lineage: Eukaryota; Metazoa; Mollusca; Gastropoda; Physidae.
AUGACAAGUCUUCAGCCGGUCAAAUGUCAAGUCUUCAGCCGGUCCAAUGUCAAGUCUUCAGCCGGUCAAAUGUCAAGUCUUCAUCCGGUCCAAUGUCAAGUCUUCAGCCGGUCAAAUGACAAGUCUUCAGCCGGUCAAAUGACAAGUCUUCACCCGGUCAAAUGUCAAGUCUUCAGCCAGUCAAAUGUCAAGUCUUCAGCCGGUCAAAUGUCAAGUCUUCACCCGGUCAAAUGUCAAGUCUUCAGCCAGUCAAAUGUCAAGUCUUCAGCCGGUCAAAUGUCAAGUCUUUUAGCCGGUCAAAUGUCAAGUCUUCAGCCGGUCAAAUGUCAAGUCUUCAGCCGGUCAAAUGUCAAGUCUUCAGCCGGUCAAAUGUCAAGUCUUCAGCCGGUCAAAUGUCAAGUCUUCAGCCGGUCAAAUGUUAAGUCUUCAGCCGGUCAAAUGACAAGUCUUCAGCCGGUCAAAUGUCAAGUCUUCAGCCGGUCAAAUGUCAAGUCUUCAGUCGGUCAAAUGUCAAGUCUUCAGCCGGUCAAAUGUCAAGUCUUCAGACGGUCAAAUGGCAAGUCUUCAGCCGGUCAAAUGUCAAGUCUUCAGCCGGUCAAAUGUCAAGUCUUCAGCCGGUCAAAUGACAAGUCUUCAGCCGGUCAAAUGACAAGUCUUCAGCCAGUCAAAUGUCAAGUCUUCAGCCGGUCAAAUGUCAAGUCUUCAGCCGGUCAAAUGUCAAGUCUUCAGCCGGUCAAAUGUCAAGUCUUCAGCCGGUCCAAUGCCAUGCACUCCCCCGGCUGA